This is a messenger RNA of Loxodonta africana (African savanna elephant), 4214 nucleotides long. Its product is annotated as KIAA1755 ortholog. The record is from RefSeq and is a predicted model, not a curated record. The transcript is spliced from 13 exons. NCBI's taxonomy places the organism in Eukaryota, Metazoa, Chordata, Mammalia, Proboscidea, Elephantidae. The annotation marks the transcript as partial.
CUUUUCCUCUUCUCCUCCUGUCCCUCACAGGACCCCCCAUCCCUGGACACAGCCAUCCAGCAUGCCCUGGCAGGCCUCUAUCCCCCGUUUGAGGCCACAGCACCUACCGUCCUGGGUCAAGUGUUCCGUCUCUUGGAUUCCAACUUCCAAGGGGACGGGCUGAACUUCCUCCUGGAUUUCCUGAUCCCUGCCAAGCGCCUGUGUGAGCAAGUACGCGAAGCAGCCUGUGCCCCCUACUCACACCACCUUUUCCUGCAUGAGGGCUGGCCACUCUGUCUGCGGAAUGAGGUUGUGGUCCACCUGGCACCCCUCAAUCCCCUCUUAUUGCGCCAGGGUGACUUCUACCUCCAAGUUGAACCCCAGGAGGAGCAGUCCGUCUGCAUCGUGAUCAAGUGCCUUUCCUUGGACCUCCGCACAGUGGACAAGAAACCUAUUCCUGAGUCAUCCUACCCUAUACUUUUCACCCAAGAAUGGCUGGAGGCCAUCAAUAGCGACUUUGAGGGAAGUCCCCUACACAGCUGCCUGGUAGCUUCAGAAAAUGGGAUUUCCCUCAUGCCUUGGACCAAGAUAACCAGGCCAGAGUUUGUGGAUGACAAACCCCAAGCAGUGAAUGUCCUCUCCCCACUCUGGGGGUCCCUUCAAUUAGAGGCACUCAAUUUGAGCAGCCCCCAAGAGCUGCACCAGGCCAGGUCCCCAGGCAGCCAGGAGUUUCUUGCCCAGAGUUUGGCCAAGGGUAUGGGCAGAACUAACGGGAACAAGUAUCCAGGACUCAUCAAAGUGGAGCAAGCCAGGUCUGGAGAGGUGGCCUUCAAGAUAGAUGAUGUAGUCCUGGAGGGAGACUAUGUGGCUCUUCUGGACUUUUCACAAGAGAGCAGUGGAGGGUCUCCUAGUAGAGAGGCAGAGACUUCCAGUGAGUGUUCUUAUGCGGCACUGGAGGAGCUAUCCCAAACCAAGGAAACCCCUCUUUCUCAAAGGAAGCUGCCUCCCUCAGGGGCCAAUGGGGGAUCUUUCUUGGAAAAAUGGACAUGUGCGAAGUCAGCAGGCUCAAAGGAGGAACCCUGCAUUUUGGGCUUGAGGAGAAAGGUCAACCAUGAAGCUCCCAUUCCUGACUCAGAACGUCCCCCUCAAGAACCCUACCUCGAAGUCCUGGAGAACCCACUGGACUGUGCCUCUGGCCUCAGGGCAGGUGUCUCAGAAGAGCCAGCUGGCUCCAGAAGCCAGGGAUCUCUGGGAAACCCAGAGAAUAUGUCCCAGCUCAGGCCAGGACCAAGACAAGCUUCCUCUCCCCGCCUGUCCCCUGUUUCUGCUCCAGCCCGUGAAACAAAGAUGGAGGAUAGGACCACACAGGGACAUGGGAGACUGCCCAAGCAUAUGACCAGCCCUAGCCGAAGCGCCUCCUCUUCGGGGUCCCCCACUCCUGGACCCAAGUUCUCAUUCUUGAAAGGGCAGAGGCUAUCUCCUACAUCUCCUGAGAGAGUCUCGCUCCAGCACGACCAGCCCUGGAAAGUCCUGUGCUCUCUCUACUCUCCCAAAUCCAACCGAGCCAAGCCAUUGGGGAAAGCUGAAACAACCCAGACCAAAACAUCUUGCCUGGCCACUGACUCAGACCCACUGACUGGUGCAAAGGGUGGUUUCCCAGAAGCUUCUGUGCGCCUUCCAGAAAGAGGCCCCACCCUGGACGAGGCACCCCUAGGGCCUGAGCCCAGGAUUGGGGCUCUGAGUGUUGAGAUCUGCCACUCCAGGAUAGCAUGCCUGCCAGGUGGUCGUGACAGGUCAGGGCGCCCCCUGCUUCUGGUGUCAACCUAUGAGGGGACCUGGGAGGCGCCGUGGUGCUCAGUCUCAGAGGUCACCAAGUUGCUCUCCUACCUGUGCACUGUCCCCAGGUCUGAAGCUAAAACCAAGGGGCUGACGGUUGUGAUUGAUGCCAGGAAACAGCCCCCACACCCAAGUCUGGUCAGUGCUCUGCAGGCCACCCAGGUGUUGGUCCCAGCCUCCAUCCAGGCUCUGCUCUUCCUGGGGGAGAAGGAGGCUGCUGUCCAGCUGGAGACAUUACCUGGCGUCCAGGUGGAGGUGUUUACCUCACUGCAGGCCCUCAGCCACCAUGUGGACCCCAGCCAGCUGCCCACAGCCCUGGGAGGCCCCUUCCCCUACUGCCACAGCGAGUGGGUGCAGUUUUUCCAGAAGCUGGACACUUUCCUUGCUGACCUCCGCCAGGCUUCCUCCCUGCUACAGGCUUCCAUAGAGGAGUUCGAGAAGUGUGAUGCCCCUGGGGGUGUGCAGGAGGCUGCCAGGUGCCUGAGCAAGUCCAAGGAGCUGAUGGAGGCUGUGCUGAGGGACCCGGGCCUGCUGGGCCUCCAGCAAAAGGGCGGAGCCACCCUGGCCAGGCUACGGCAACAGGCCAGCAGGCUGGACUUCAACCCUGACGUCAGGAGCCACCUGGCUGAAGCUGCAGCCCUGUAUGGCCUCGUGGAUGAGCAGCUGCAUGUCCUGGUCACUGUGUCCAAUCACCUCCUGGGGAAGCUGGAGCUCCGAGUCCGCCUGGGCCGCCUGGAGGCCUCCAUCCAUCAGGUCAGCGACUGGAUGGAGCAGGAAGGAAGCCGGUACCUGCAAGCACUGACCCCCAAGGAUGGAAGCUUGGAGACAGUGGAGAAAACCCACGCAGAAUUCGAGGAAUUCUUCCUUCAGGCGGCAGCGCAGUACUGCCGUGGCCUCGAGCUGUCCAAACAGGCGGCCCAGCUGGGAGCUGUGGCUGGAGGGGCCGGCAAGGCGGGUGAAGCAGGGUUCCCAGAGAUGGCGGCCUUCGCCACCACCCAGCGGGCCUUCCAGGCUAAGCUGACCCACUUCUACAUGGCGGCCGAGCGGCAGCGCACAGACCUGGAGACACUGCUCCACCUACACCGCUUCUGCAAGAAGAUGACAUGGUUCCACAUGGACUGUCAGGACCUGAUGACCCAGCUCAGGCUGGGCAAGGCCCAAGGGGCCAGCCCUGGGGACCAGCGCCGCCUCCACCGCUACCUGCAGCGGCUGGCCUCUGAGUUCCCUGCUGAGAAGCUCACAGCCAUGGAGCUGCAGGUGGCCUCCCUGAGCUGGGCAGACCUGGGCCAAGACCUGUGGGAGGAGGCCCGGGGCCGACAUGAGGAGAUCUGGACCCUCCUGAAGAAGGCGUUGGCUCACUGCCCCCGCCCAGCAACUCCCACUGUCCACUCGACACACCCAGAACUGGGAGGGGUAGCCGCCAAGGUCCAGGAUCUGAGUGGAGACAUCUCUUUCAGGCGAUGGCAGGACCCACCCCUGCGGGACUCACUGGGUAUGGAGCGUCUGCCAAAAUCCUCUUGGCCUCUUCGGGCCACCAGAGGCAGGCAGUACAGAAAUUUCCAGCCAGGCCUUCUGCCCCAGGAAGCCGGCCAGGCUGUAGACGCUAAUGAAUGCAAAGGCCCCCAUGAGCCCCUGGAUCCUGCCCCUGAGCAUUCGCCUGCUACCCCCUUCUCACGACAGUGGCUCCCCAGGCAGCUGUGCCUGGGCCCUCUCAGCCAGGUCUCCCACCAAGCUGGGGGCAGCUUCUCCUCAGACGGAACAGACUCACAGACGUCUCUGGAGGACUCCCCUCAGACAAGUCCCCCUGCGUCCCUCUAGGUGGGAGUCCCCAUGAAUUGUGGCAGGCUCUGGGGGUAGGUGGGGUGGUACUCAGCUGCAGAGGAAGCUGGGGAGCCCUGGCCAAUGCCAUCAAGAUGUGGCUGUUGAGUGCUGGCUGUAUGUUUGGCCUGUGUUGGGAUGGUGAGAACUGUGGCCCUCCUCCCAGCCCUAGGAAACCCAGAAAGAUCUGAUUCUCACACAUUCACAAGCGUGAGGGUAUGGGUCAGGACCGGGGUGCAAUAAAGCACGAGGUUGACUGCACAACUCCCGUCUCACUGUGGAACGAGGAGGCGAUACAGACCCUUCCACAGGUCUCAUUUUAUCAGGACAGAUACCCACCUGGAGUUCAGGAAAGUACCCAAGCUUUCCCUUUGACAAGUGGGGCAUGGUCGCCCUCCUACCGAAUCUACCGGGUGGGGAGGUUUAGGGGUGGCUUUCUUUUUUCUUGUGUUACGGUUCCCAUGGAAGAAGACUUUGGGACAAAGACUCAAGUGUAAUUUAUCUGGCAGGGUGCUCAUUUCCCAGGGGCUACUGUAACAAAGUACCACCAAUGGGUGCUUUAUAAGAAGAAAAAUUUGUUG